AUGCUUUCCUCCUCGGGGGCCCCGGUCGCUCUCCCUCGGCUGCGCCGCGUCGAGAGCCCCGUGGCCCGCACGGGGGACAGGGCCCCGGGGUCUGGGCGCCACCCCCGGGGCGCGCACGCCUCGGCGCGGCGCGGGGGACGGCGCGAGGAGACUGCGCCGGUGCGUUUGCUGUCGCUGUCUGGCCAGGUUGUCGGCGUGCUGGGCAGGAGGGGUCGGCGGACCCGAAGUGCGAAGUACAUGCCGCUGCCCCCCGCCGAAACAUGCUCCAAUUUCACGACGUUGGCUUCCUCACCACGUCGCAUUUAUGGUGUGGCCCGAGCGCGACAGUCCUGGUGGCGCGCAGGCAAGAGCUUCCCGCGGGCGCCCGCGGUGCGCGCGGCCUCUUCCCCCGACGCGCCCUGUGAGUGCGUGUUGGCCGGAGGCGUUCGCCAGGCAAGUUCGGCGGCCUGGAGGUCUCGGCAUCGCUCGGACGUGUGCACUUGUUCUCGGCGGGGGCCUUCGGUCAUCUUGUCAUCUUGCGAGACAUGCACGCGCGGAACCGAAGCAUGCACGGACGUCGUCGUCGAGCGCAUCCUCGCGCACGAGAGCGAGCACGGCCGCGUGGCCCUCGACUCUGAGGACGGCAGGCCGCCGGCCAAGAAGGCGCGCUCGAAGAAGUAG
Messenger RNA from Prorocentrum cordatum, 660 nucleotides. The record is from the annotation of a GenBank genome assembly. NCBI's taxonomy places the organism in Eukaryota, Dinophyceae, Prorocentrales, Prorocentraceae.